This is a messenger RNA of Epinephelus fuscoguttatus (brown-marbled grouper), 5556 nucleotides long. RefSeq names its product phosphatidate phosphatase LPIN1-like. Gene Ontology annotation, cellular component: mitochondrial outer membrane; nucleus. Gene Ontology annotation, molecular function: transcription coactivator activity; phosphatidate phosphatase activity. NCBI's taxonomy places the organism in Eukaryota, Metazoa, Chordata, Actinopteri, Perciformes, Serranidae. The record is from RefSeq and is a predicted model, not a curated record. Bases 242 to 2878 code for a protein of 878 amino acids. Gene Ontology annotation, biological process: cellular response to insulin stimulus; positive regulation of transcription by RNA polymerase II; triglyceride biosynthetic process. The transcript is spliced from 20 exons.
GAGAAACGGGGAGUCAGAGGCGGACAGAGGGACAAACGAGUGUCGCGUUGACUUAACUAGACCGUUUAUUGUCGCUGUUUGUCCGUGACAGCAGGUUUGGGUUUUACCAGACACUCAGACAUCACCUCCACCGGGAUAUGAGGCUUCUUUAGGGUGGUGUCGAGCUGUCAUUCACCGCUGAGGAAACGCCAGUCUCCGUGUGUUGGUAAAGACUCAGCAGCUGUAGAAGACCCGCCAGACCAUGAACUACGUGGGCCAGUUGGCGGGCCAGGUGUUCGUCCAGGUCAAAGAGCUCUACCGAGGCCUCAAUCCCGCCACGCUCUCUGGCUGCAUUGACGUCAUUGUAGUGAGACAGCCCGAUGGAUCCCUGCAGUGCUCACCUUUCCAUGUCCGCUUCGGCAAGAUGGGAGUCCUCCGCUCCCGAGAGAAAGUGGUGGACAUGGAGAUCAACGGCGAGCCAGUGGAUCUACACAUGAAGCUCGGGGACAAUGGAGAAGCAUUCUUUGUGCAGGAAACAGAAAACGAUCAGGAAGUGGUUCCCUCCUACCUGGCCACCUCUCCCAUCUUGUCAGACGGGGCCAUCAUGAUGAGCUCCUCCCUGAUGGGGAAGAGCUCCGGGCCACCGAUACAGACCCUGGGCUCCGCGGGGACCUUGGGAGAGACUGGCAAUUCCAUGAUGAUGAAGAAGAGAAGGAAAAGGAGGAGGAAGGCCAGGGCAGACAGCGUACGGAGGGAGGAGAGCGGGGAAUACUCGGAGGACGAAGACAUGUUCACUAUAGACAUCAGCUCGGAUGAAAUGGCGGAGAUCGAGAGCAACAGGAGUUCGUCUCGGGAUGUUCUAAGAGAAGAGACCACAACCACUUCAACCAGCGGCUCAUUCAAACAGACAGGCAUCUACACUCGUUCAGAUGGAGAGUGGAGCCCCAUUCAGAGCCCUGGAAACUCUCGUCCUACCUCUCCCAAGAGCGACUCUGAGCUAAUGACCAAGCCAUCAGACACAGACAAUCAGGAUCAAGCCAUGCACUGGGCGUGGGGAGAGCUGCCACAGGCUGCCACGCCGUCCUUCCUCCCAGUGAAACCCGACCCUCCACCAGUUUGCCCAGUGUCCAUCCCAGUGUCUGAGAGCACACACUUCCGUGUGAUAACUCAAGAGACAUCGUCAGAACAGUGCGGACCCUGCUCUGAAAUAUCGGCGCUCAGGCUGCUGAUGCCAGGGGAGACCAGGGAGGAGACAGUGGGGAUGGAGUCAGAGUCCAUGAGGGUGGAGACCCAGACAGGUGGAGGUGUCGCAGCCUGUACGAUAGCUGACAUGGAGGAGACGACUCCUCGGCCACAGGGCAAGACGGACUCUCCGUCCAAGAGAAAAGACAAGAGAAGCCACCAUCUUGGCUCAGAUGGGAUUUAUCUGGAUGACAUCACAGAACUCGAGCCUGAAGUGGCGGCUCUUUAUUUCCCUAAGAGUGACAGUGGUUCGACAGUGAGGAGCAUGUCAGACCCAGGCCUCCACAGCACCAGUCUGUCCCCACAGUCUGUCAGCUCUGGAGGAGACAGCGGAGUGGACAGCUACUGCGACCCCAUGGGUGACAUGCCGUCUAUCGCCAUCUCCUUGUGUGGUGGACUCAAUGAAAACAGGGAGAUCACGAAAGAUCAGUUCCACGAGAAGAUCAUCACAUACCAGCAGUUUGCGGAAAACCCCUCCAUCAUCGACGACCCCAACUUGGUCGUGAAAAUUGGCUCCAAAUACUAUAAUUGGAGCUCUGCGGCUCCACUUAUGCUGGCUAUGCAGGCCUUCCAGAAACCACUGCCAAAGGCUGCAGUGGAGAACAUCAUGAAGGAGAAGAUGCCCAAGAAAGGAGGGCGGUGGUGGUUCUCGUGGCGAGGCAGAAACAGCAGCACCAAAUCGGAUUCAGUGUCUGAGCGUGGGGCCUGUGGCUACGCUGAGCAGGCUGGGAAAAUGUCCAGCAGACAUAAAGAAGAAUCGUCCUCUAGUGAUGAAGACCACAGGGCAGCACUACAGAGCUCUUCCUCCAUCCAAUCAGAGCCAUCAGGGGGUGUGUCUUAUAAGAAAACACUUCGGCUCACGUCAGAGCAGCUGCUCUCUCUCCAGCUGCAGGACGGUCCUAACGAUGCUGUGUUCAGUGUGACCACUCAGUACCAGGGAACCUGUCGCUGUCAGGGCACCAUCUACCUCUGGAACUGGGACGACAAGAUCAUCAUCUCUGACAUAGAUGGAACCAUCACCAGGUCGGACACACUGGGUCACAUCCUGCCCACACUGGGGAAAGACUGGACCCACCAGGGCAUCGCACACCUCUACCACAAAGUCAGCCAAAACGGCUACAAGUUCCUGUACUGUUCAGCUCGAGCUAUCGGCAUGGCUGAUAUGACCAGAGGUUACCUCCACUGGGUCAACGAGAGAGGCACCAUGCUGCCUAUGGGCCCCGUCCUGCUCAGCCCGAGCAGCCUCUUUUCAGCUCUUCACAGGGAGGUGAUUGAGAAGAAACCAGAGAAAUUCAAGGUGGAGUGUCUCAACGAUAUCAAGAACCUCUUCUACCCAAACACACAGCCGUUCUACGCAGCGUUUGGCAACAGACCAACGGAUGUCUAUUCUUAUAAAGAAGUCGGAGUGCCACUGAACAGGAUUUUCACAGUGAACCCUAAAGGCGAGCUGGUGCAGGAGCACGCCAAGACCAACAUCUCAUCUUACGUCCGUCUGGGUGAGGUGGUGGACCACGUGUUCCCCCUGAAGAUGCGAGCCUCCUCCUCAGACUUCCCCUGCUCGGACACAUACAGCCACUUCACCUUCUGGAGGCAGCAGCUCCCCCGGGUGGACCAUCAGGGAACUACACCUCCACAGACUCCCACUCCCAGCAGCUGACUACCUGUGGCCUGCUGAGCACUGACUGACUGAUGGUGUGAUGGUGACAUGUGUGGGUGUGUGAUAUGACUUUGUAGAUGUGUGUAGCAGAUGGAGCACUUUGAGUGCACAGCAGACAGAGAGAUACUGAAAGGGUAAGUUUGGUAUUUUCAACCUGGACCAUAUUUUCUCAUGUUUUUGUGUCUUUGUGACUGAUGAGAGCAGUUUUUAAGAAUGAUUUAGUACUGAGUGAGUCAGUUUAUGUCCACUAAUGGUGCUUGUUUUUGUCACUGACAGGCUCCGAUGAAUAUUAUAAGUGUCUGACAACGAUAUGGAAAGCAUCCCUACAGAGAUGGACCUUUUUGUUAAAGAAUAAGAUCCUUUUUUAAUCAGAAACAGCCCCAAAAUUGCUAUCAUCAAACCCACCAGACUCCAUUUAAAUAAACAGUCAUUUUAGCCUGUAUAGAGGCAACAUAUUUUUAUUUCUACCUUGGUGAAUUUCAGGUUUAUUUCAACCAAAUCAGAGUUGGUGAUUGUUGGAACAGUGGAAAGACAAACCAAGGAAGCUUUUGUUAGUUUUUAUUUUGUUCCUGUCGACAUUGACUGAAGUGUAUUUUACAAUGAUAAAGUUACUGUUAUUUAAAUGGAGUCUGGUGGGUUUGGCGAUUUCGGGACUGUUUCUGAUUCAACAAAAAGGAUCUUACUCCUUAACAAAAGGCAAGGCAUCUUUAUUUGUAUAGCACAUUUCAUGCACCAGGGCAUUUCAAAGUGCAUUACAGAGCAGUGAAAUAUAAAACAUAAUAAAGGAUACAGAAAAGAGUAACAAGAAAAAAUUACAUUUUAAAAUUUAAAUUAAUUACUAAAUGAUUUAUAAAUUAAAAAUGACAAUUGAAAAAUCACCAUUAAAAAUAGCAAAAGUGCUCUGACUCUUGGGGCGGUCAAUACCCCGGCCACAGAUGUCCUCAGGGUCCUAGAAGUUUAAUGUGUCACAAGCAUGUCCGAGAUUUAUUUGUGCGCUGAGUGUGUGUGUGAUUCAUACACAAGCAGCAAGACUUUGAAAUCGAUUCUCUGAGUGACAGGUAACCAGUGUAAGGAUUUUAGAAGCGGCGUAACGUGGUCAUAUUUCCUAGUUUUUGUCCAAACCCUUGCAGCAGCAUUCUGAAUAACCUGAGGUGAAAAAGGUCUAUCUCUGUAGGGAUCCUUUCCAUAACGUUGUCAGACACUUGUAAUAACAAUCUGAGCCUGUCAGUGACAAAAGCAAGUACUUAAGAAGGUUUUUGAAAAAUUGUUAUUCCCAUUAGUCACAAAAUAAAAUAGGGUCCAUGUUGAAAAAUACUGAACUCACUCUUUAAGUGGGUAAAUCAGCUGUGAAUACUCUGAAAACGCACAAGAUGGAUGUAAGCGCACUUUUAUGAUGAGACGGCCUCUGUAGCCUUCUGACUAGAUAUAUGUAUAUGAGAUAUUACAGUCAUUUAUUCAGGCAGCUUAGCACAUGUAUUAUGUUUGAGUGACUGUUGACAUUAUUUAAGUAGCAAGACAUUAUAGGCUGUUUAUGCAGACAGUUGUAUACUCUAUGAAUACACAGUAUACCUAUGGCAUCUGUUCAGAAGUGCAGUGAGCACACGUCAGAGAGCAAGUUACUUCAACUUGUGCCAAAUACUUAAUGUAGAAUUUAUUUUCUUACUUCGAGACUGUUACCGAUCCGCGAUCAGCUGAUAUAUACGUACAUGCAGGGUUAUUUUACUUUAUAGCAACAUGUGUGUGUGUGUGUGUGUGGUCUUUUAUUCUGUUUGGAAGAAAUCAGUUAAAUUGUAUUUCAGAGCACAACGAAUGAAUGAACAUCCACGCAGCUUGAUAUUCUCCUGACUGAGGUACAUUGUAGUUUAGAAUAUUUAUUGUUGAGACAUUUUGACAAAAGAAACAGAAGCACAACAUUUUUAACGGUCAAAAUAAUCAGUUUUCUCUAAAAGAAAUCAAGAGUAUCUGUGAUUAGAGUCGCUGAAUAGUUUUUAUUUUUCUAUUGAAAUCACACGGUGUGCAUGUGUCGUGAUCAGAGUGUCAUAUCUGUGGUGGCCUUCAUGAGACGCCUUUUAAUUUAUCAGUUACACUUCAUGUGAUGAAUCUAUGUGACUGUUUCCACUCUCUGAGAGUCAUGUUUGUUUCCAUAUAUGCCAUUAAAUGUAUUUUAUUUAUUCAUCUGAUCACAUAUUGACUGUCAUCAAGUUACAUUUUUCAUUACUCAUUGGUUCUUUUAUUGUAGCGUUACUGCCAUUCCCUUGUACUAUCCCUUAAAGCAGUCUGGAAACCCUCAUCAGACCAUCCACAGCUUAGAGGCUGAAGUAUUAAAGCAAUGUUCAGCCUUUUUUCUAAGACAUUUGAAAAGUGGUCCUUAUUUCUUACACCACCGCAGAUAACCUGAGUCCAUAUGUGAGCAGGAGCUGACCUGCCUAAUGUAUCAGUGGUCUUACUGUGAACAUCACCACCUGAGUAAGCGUGUAGUUUGUGACAGAGCGUGUGUAUAUAGAUGAUUUAUUAUUCUUUCCAUGAAAGAGCUCAGACAGCAUGAAAGCGUAUUAUCUUUGCCUUAACUGUGAACAACAUGAUCAAUAACUUGUUCAUAUACUCUCCACCCCGUCUCUUGACCAGGUCACUGUUAAAUUGAUGUAAUCAAACUCAAUAAAAAAUGCAUUGGUACAGCA